Helicoverpa zea (corn earworm) is the source of this 1779-nucleotide messenger RNA. It is a transcript of the gene spz5, whose product is annotated as protein spaetzle 5. Lineage: Eukaryota; Metazoa; Arthropoda; Insecta; Lepidoptera; Noctuidae. Gene Ontology annotation, biological process: regulation of Toll signaling pathway; central nervous system formation; innate immune response. Gene Ontology annotation, cellular component: extracellular region. The coding region runs from base 1 to 1200 and encodes 399 amino acids. Gene Ontology annotation, molecular function: growth factor activity; Toll binding. The transcript is spliced from 7 exons. The record is from RefSeq and is a predicted model, not a curated record.
AUGCUAUUACGCAUGACCUUCCCGGGGGACGGGAGAGGGAUAGUCUGUAUAUGUUUUCACGGCGGUGAUGGGUACAACUGUCCCUACGGACAUAACUGCGUGCUGGAGCCAGCGCCCCCGGGCCGCACGCCGCCGUGCGCGCAGCCCGGCCUCACGUACUGCGUGCAUCCCGACCCUUAUCCUGAAAAGAUAAUCCGCCAACUGAUCCAAGCAGAGCAGUAUGACUUCACGACCCUCCUCUCAGACGAGACGCGAGACGAGUUCUCUCUGAAGAAGAAUGACUACCCAUAUGACUACGGACCCAACUCCCUGCCGCACGUCGACCAGAUAUCAUUGGUCAAUGACCCCCAUUACCACAAGAAUAAUCCUAAGUAUCCUACUAGGUAUAAUCAUGACAUAUUCGCCCAAAAGACACCUUUGCAACCACCGACAGCGAGCGACCCGUCUCCCUACAACAACGUAUAUUCCAAUUUCUCCAAUUUCGGUCUCCGUGGUUACUCCCCAAACGGCUACUGGAAUCCCAUCAGAAACUUCGGGGACUAUAACAAAGGUCUAAGACCAAGCCCUUUUGAUCACAAGUUUUUUGACGGUACGAAUUUCUACCCGAAUGGUGAAAACAACGACUGGUUUCGACCGUCUUCUGGUGUGUCGCAGUAUAACCCUAAUGAGUGGUGGAAAUACGUAUCACCAUCUCGUUCCGACGGCGAUGUGACGGUGCAGCGCUCCGUCACGUUCCCGACGCUCACCGUUGGCGCAAAGCGACGCAAGCGAAACGCUGAGCUCGUGAAGGCUUCUGAGAAACGCAAACUGACAGGAGCUGAGGCUCUGAGAAUUGCGCUAGGACUUGCCAACGAAGAUACUUCAGCGGAACGCCAUCGUCGACAGGCUCCGAACCAACAAACUCUGUGUUCCGUGCGAACAGAGUUCAUCACUCCAAGAGCGGCUUUGAACAACAAGGGCAACUGGAAAUACGUGGUCAACAUGCCUGAUAUGAUGUCUCAAUUAGUCCGAGCUGAGAUUUGCACGUCAACACAAUGCAGUGGAUUAUGCUCGGUACCACCUGGAUACACUUCAAAAUGUGAACAAAAAUACAUUCAAAAACGUUUGGUGGCUCUCCAAUCUAACGGUCAAAAUCUAUACACCGAUGUUUUCUGGAUACCUAGCUGUUGCCAAUGCACAUUUACAGCCAAUGCCAAUUGAAUUUAUUUAAAAUUCAUCACUUGUGAUCUUAUAACUAGAACUUUCACACUUCGUUGAAAGUUUGACUAUCUGAUACUAGAUGGCACUACUAUCGUUAAUGUAUUAUUUUGCGAAUGUGUAAGAUAAUUUCACUGCCCUAUUAUGUUUAAUCAUGACAUAGAUAUAAUAUUAAUAAAUAUUAUUAUGAAUGAAGCAUUUUAUAAUCGCUUAUAUCCUAAAGGCAGAGUAUUAUAAUUAAUUAUGUGUAACAAAGUAUUAAUUAAAGUUAAUAGUGGAUGGUUUGUAAAUAGUAGAUAUUCCAAUAUGAAAUCUUGUUAGAUAUUUAACUUAAAUAAUUCAUAUUGUCACCAAUUUUGCCCAUAUUAUUGUGUAAGCUACAGACUAGAUAUUAAAUAAUAUCGUUGUAAUGAAUGAAUUAGUUUUGUAAAUGCAUAUUUUCAAUAUCUUAAACAGUCUUAGACAUGGUAACAAUAUUAGUAUUAGGAUUAUGAUCUCUCAGAUACCAUCUGAGCAAUUAUUCUUAAGGGUAAAACUAAACUACAUUGAAAAAAAAUUGAACUAAAUAAAUAUGUAAUGAAA